Messenger RNA from Cladophialophora immunda, 696 nucleotides. RefSeq lists its product as uncharacterized. Lineage: Eukaryota; Fungi; Ascomycota; Eurotiomycetes; Chaetothyriales; Herpotrichiellaceae. The record is from RefSeq and is a predicted model, not a curated record. The transcript has 2 exons. Bases 1 to 696 code for a protein of 231 amino acids.
AUGGAAGGGCUUGAUCCUUACUAUGGAGUUUUUACCACCUUCGUCGGUGGAGGUUGGUUCGACCGCAAUCUCUGCCCAAACGUGCGUAUCUUGUUGAGGGAAGUGCCAAAAAUUCCGCCCGCAUCGUAUUCAGGAUUCAGAUUUUCAACAGACGAAAGCCCGCUUCAGUUUAUACCGUUGUUACUGCCUGGAUCGCCAAUCAAGCCUCGAGGCUACCGGACUGCGAAUGAAGACGCAAAUGACCUCUUCGAGAUUUGCAAGUCAAGAUUUAGAUCAGGUGGCAAUAAUUGUGCCGUCAGCUGGCUGGAUGAAUCUAACUACUUCAUCAAAUACUACGAUUUGAUUGGUCGGAUUCAGGGCAAAAACCGAAGAAGGGACAAAUUGCAUGGGACCGUGGAUUAUUUCGAGACGUGGCUGGAUGUGGACGUCAUCUGGGACAAGAACGGAACCAGGAUCGACGGGCUGCCAGAUCUACGUGGAUUCGUUUGGUGGAAAGAAUGGGCGGACACUUGUCAACUGCCUCCUUCGCAGCGACCAGUCAUCCUCGAGACCUGCACCGAGUACCCUGAGCGGGAGUUUGCAAGAGACAGGCCUUGGAAUAUUGUGAACAUCAAUUCAGAAGCAAGUGAUCGGGAGAAUUCAGUCAGCAACAACACCGAAACCACUGCAACUCAGUCCGCAGACACGAACAGUUGA